Molecule: messenger RNA, 2217 nt
Organism: Rodentolepis nana
Lineage: Eukaryota; Metazoa; Platyhelminthes; Cestoda; Cyclophyllidea; Hymenolepididae
Source: the annotation of a GenBank genome assembly
AUGUCAAAUGAACAUUGUGGCAAAAGUGGUGAAUUCUGGAGUUUAAUUUCAAACUCAGAUCAAAACCAGAGGGCGUCAGGAGAUAUAGGCGAUGAGAGGCACUCAUCUGACAAGAAUUCUAUUGAAUUUAAUAACAUAAGGACUGGAUUUUCUCAUCUUCAUCUCAACACAGAACCUUCUGAACCAUCAAUGGAGUCUACAAGUACUGUUCCGAAAAUUAAGAAAAAUGCUCCCAACCCGUCAGAGUCAAAUAAUGCUUCUUCCUCAAGUCAGCAGAGCGUUAAGUUUGCGUUUAAUAUCCAGAAAGACCCUCAGGAUAAAUUUUUCGCUGAUACCGCCCAGCCUACUUCUCUUUCCCCGUCUCCUGGUUCCGCUGAAAAAAUGAUUUUGCAAUCUUCUGAACCCAUUGAAUUUGAGAGGCCUUCUAGACCUGGCCCUCGUUCUCGCCCCGAUACCCCUAAAUCCCAGAGCUAUGAUAAAACUUGCAUCCCUGACCCUAAGCUGCAAAAUAUUAAAGCGGAAAAUUCUGUAAAACAUUCACCCAAUCCCUUACAGGUUACUUCUCCACGCAAGUUUAAGCAGCAGGAGAUUUCCAUUCAACAAUCUUCGGAUGCGUCCUAUUAUCCAUCAGAAUCUUCUUAUGAACCCCUUACUCCAGGUCCAAGUAAUGGCAAUUAUCAAGCAUCUCGAAACUUUAGCAGUCGUCCUUCUUCAAAUAACUACUUCUUCACUCCUAGUCCUGGAAAUAUGAGUGCCUCAAGUGGAAAUAUUACAAUGGGCUCUCUAGAAAGUGAUCAGCAGAGUGAUCCGAUGAACAAAACCAACCUAAUUGUAAAUUAUCUCCCACCAUAUAUGAACCAGGAUGAAGUAAAAGCUCUUUUCUCAAGUAUAGGUGAAGUAGAAUCUUGCAAACUGGUGAGAGAAAAGACGUCCGGUGAAAGCCUAGGUUAUGCCUUUGUCAAAUUUGUUCGUGCAACAGAUGCUGAGAAAGCUAUUCAUACUUUGAAUGGUCUACGACUGCAGAAUAAAACUAUUAAAGUCUCCAUCGCACGUCCUAGUUCAGAAUCUAUUAAAGGUGCAAAUCUUUACAUCUGUGGUUUACCAAGAAAGAUGACUCAAAGUGAACUUGAGGACCUUUUUUCUCACUGCGGAAAGAUUAUUACUGCGAGAAUCCUCUAUGACAAUAAGACUGGUCUUUCUCGAGGCGUGGCCUUCAUUCGAUUUGAUCAACGUCACGAAGCUGAGCAGGCUAUCCGUAGGCUUAAUGGUUAUCAACCACCUGCAGAUCAUCUUAAUUCUCCUCCAAAUGAGCCUAUCACUGUCAAGUUCGCAAAUUCACCUAACUCUAUUCGAAAUGAUAGCUUCAGUUUGGCCUUACUCAAGCAGGCGGUUCAAUUACAGUCUGUCGCUGCUUCUGUUGUUACACCUCCUGCCCGAUCUGCAGCUGCUGGAUUACUCAGUCCACUUCAGCAGUUUGCCUCGAUUUCAAAUCGACUAAAGUUCCCUUCAGUUAACAGUCAAGGUCCAAAUGCGGCUGAUCUUCUUUCCACUGCUGUUAAUCCUCUUCUAAGUCAAGCAGUUGCUGCAAGUUCAGGAGCCCUUACGCCAAGAGGUUGGUGUAUAUUUGUCUACAAUCUCUCUGCUGAAACAGAGGAGUCUAAUCUUUGGCAACUAUUUGGUCCAUUUGGAGCUGUUCAAACUGUAAAGAUAAUUCGCGAUCCAAACACAAAUAAGUGCCGAGGCUUCGGUUUUGUGACAAUGAGUAACUAUGAGGAGGCUAUGCUGGCUAUUCAUUCACUGAAUGGCUUCACUUUGGGAAAUAGAGUACUGCAGGUUUCCUUCAAAACCAAUCCUAGUCCACGUAUCAGACCUUCAGCGCACACACCACCACUGAAAAACCUGAGCCCGACAUUGCAGGGAGCUUCUUUCAACGAAUCAUUCCAGUCAACUGAGCUUGCUGCGGCGUUAAAUGCAAAGGAAUCUCCCAGCUCUGUUUCCUUAGAAAGUAAAUUCUCACCACAGGUUCGACAUUCCGAUUCCGGGAAUAGAUCAAUGUUCGACUCAAUUAGGUCUACAUUGAAGGCCGAUGGAAAGGGCGAACUAUUUGCUAGAAGUGAUAGUAAUCAGGGCUUCUCGAAGAGUUUCUCACCUGAAAUACAAGAAUUUAUUUCGGAAUCGAAUACGGAAGGGGACAGUCCAACAGGCUAUCGUGACUAA